UGGAGGAGUAUUUUGACUGCUCUGUCCUUCAGUCGUCCUCUUUGUCUCCACCGCCUCUAACUAGGGUUUGGGUUUCUCGUUCCUUCUUUUUCUCAUAACCUAACUUCUGGAAAUUUCAAUUAGAUUCAAAAAUAAAACGAUAAUAAAUUGAUUUUGAGAGGAAUAGGUGUUUCAGAGAAGAGAAUGUACAAUAUGGACGCUAACAGAAGUGUUUGGAUGUUCCAAACAUUCUUGAUGUCAUGGUCCGCACUCUCACUGGGACAGUUUAUUUGAAACUUCCAAAGGACCAGAAUUCUGUUUGGUUGCUGCAUUCUAAGCUUUUAUAUUUGAUAGUGUUCCAGUAGAUAAACAUGGAAGCAAACAACGGAAAGGCAUCUAACAGGAAUGUGCUUAAUCUGAAGCGGAAGCGUGCUUCUCGACAUGCUACAUGUUCAAAUGGAGCUCUGCGACCAGUGUUACCUCAGUGUACAUCACUAGUAACACCAAGAAACAAGGUUGUCAAACAUAUGAGAUUGAAAGGGUACAAAAGCAAGCCAAUGAAAUCAGAGAAUCAUAUUGGACGAUCGUUGGUUAGGUAUUAUAUGAAUUAUAAGAAGAGCGGAAGCCCAGAACGUUUGAUGUUCUAUCAAAAUGGUGGAUGGAAGGACUUUCCACAGGAUGUUGUUGAUUUGGUUAGGAAAGAUUUUGAUGUAAAGAAAGCAGCUGUGGAGGUAGAGUUAAAUGGCCAUCAUCUUGUGCUGGACUUUUUGCACAUGUAUCAGAUGAAUUUGAAAUCUGGUUUGCAACAACCUAUUGCUUGGAUUGAUGAGACAGGGUGCUGCUUUUUUCCUGAAAUUUAUGCUGCUUCCGAUGAAGUGCCUUAUGAUCUCUGCAAUCAGGACAGCAGAAAAGGUCAAGAAUCUUUGUUCCAAGGUCCUAAUGAAAUUAAAUUACACUUAGGAAUUGAAAUAAAUGGAGUAGGUGCAUCCAAGUUGGGGGAGUGCAUUGGGGAGUCCAAUGUCACCUUUAAGCAUGUUCAAAUUGAUGCUAAACAAGCCUGCAAUCAUAAUAAUUUAGAAAUUGAAGAUAGCAGUAAUAACAUGGGAAAUGGAAGUGUUGGCGAAGCCGUUGAGCAAAAUAAAAGUAUAGGUUUUAAUGCAUAUAAUGAAAUUGUAUAUGGAAAGUUGGAUUUGGAUACUGUACAAAAGAUGUUUCUUAAGGGAACUGGUAGUUUUGGUAGUGCUUACAUAGUUGAGAUUUACCCCUUCUCAAGUACAUUGGUGCAGUCACGAUUGGAGUUGUUUGAGAAGCAAGCUGAAAUUGCGAAAAAUUGUCGGGGGGAUGCUAAUGUUCGAUAUGCUUGGCUUGCUUCUUCCAAAGGAGAAUUACCUACUAUGAUGAAGUGUGGGCUUGGUCAUUGUGUACCAUCUGCACCUAAAUGCAUGCAUGGCAUUGGUGUUCAUCUUGCAGCUGCUACCUGUCCUUUUGCCAGUGCUAGUUAUUGCGAUGUUGACGAAAAUGGAGUUCGACACAUCGUCUUUUGCCGUGUAAUAAUGGGGAAUAUGGAGCUUCUCCAUCCUGGCACUAGACAGUACCGUCCCAGUAGUAGUGACUAUGAUAGUGGGGUGGAUGACAUCCACAAUCCAAGAAACUUUAUAGUAUGGAAUAUGAAUAUGAACACCCACAUCUAUCCAGAAUUUGUCGUUAGUUUCAAGGUCUCUUCUGAUGCUGAAGGCCUUCUUUUGGGAUGUGAGCGUAAGAAUAAUAUUUUUGGGGUUAAUUCAGCUAGCUAUGGUCCUAAAAUCUUGCCACGUUCAGAGUCUUCAAGAGUAAGCACUGGAAUACCAACUGGUUCGCCUGAAGCUUCAACAUCCCCCCGGUUUCCUUUUUCUACGCUUUUUGCUGCUAUCAUAAACAAGGUUCCUGCAGAGGAUAUGAAACUUAUACAUAUGUACCAUCUGCACUUCAGGGCAAAAAAGAUGACUCGUGAUGAUUUUUUGAAAAAUUUGAGGUCAGUUGUGGGAGAUGAUCUCUUGCGAGCUACAUUACCUGGUCUUCUUCAACGCAAGAUAUCGUCCUAAUCAUCUUGUGUGAUCAAAAUGGAUUCUUGAGGCUUACUUUAUUACGUACGGGGUGGUGACCUUUACACUUCAAACUUUGCCGACUUAACUCAGAACACUCUGAAAGAGCCAAAAUGAACCUGUGAAUAUUGUUAAGAGUAUUUGGGUUAAUUACCUGCUUUUAAAUUUUGUUUUGAUUGCAUCCUGUUAUUGACAUGGAACAUGUUUUUUGAACUUCUUUUAAAUUGUUUUUGAUCAAUCUGUGAUCUGAUGAACUGUCCACCACAAUAGUUAAAUCUUAAAGUAGGCUUUUAUGGUAAAAUUGUAUUUAGAUAUUCCUUAUUAGCAAGGAAAUGUUUUUAAGAUACUAUUUGUCUCCGAUCACGUGAACCAACGAUUUAUUUCAA
Medicago truncatula (barrel medic) is the source of this 2446-nucleotide messenger RNA. RefSeq names its product inactive poly [ADP-ribose] polymerase RCD1. Bases 351 to 2060 code for a protein of 569 amino acids. The transcript has 8 exons. Gene Ontology annotation, molecular function: NAD+ poly-ADP-ribosyltransferase activity. Lineage: Eukaryota; Viridiplantae; Streptophyta; Magnoliopsida; Fabales; Fabaceae. The record is from RefSeq and is a predicted model, not a curated record.